AUGCCUCAGCGGCGUCGUUGGGUCCUUGAGGUACAUAUUCGAGAGGAGCAUCCUGGCGUAUCCGCUGAAGAGGUCCUUGGGCCAUCACCACUCACUAAUUCUCGGAUGAGACGGCGAUCUCGAUUAGCCGCUACAAGGUCCGAUGUCGCGCCAGCCAGUGGAGAUGAACAUUCCUCCUCAUCACUUUCCCCGGAUGGCAAUUGCUCGGCUAGGUCUGGCAAGCGUACUAGAACAGUGUCCACAAGAAGUUCCUCUGGUGUGUCUAGAAAGCGAACCCGCCUCAUGGCGAGAUCGAUGCCCCAAGAGAGUCUCAGCCAGGCUGAGGAAGGAGUGGAAGGCCAAGAUACACAACAAGAGCAGGGCCUCGGGAAACAUUGCAAUAGCUUGGAAGAAUGGCAAGCCUGCAAAUUAGACCCAGAUAACUGCGAUUUGGUCCAAGCUGCGGAACCAUUGCUGAAUAGCCUUGAAAACAGUCGGAACUUUGAAGUUGAAGGAGAAGAUGAAGGGGAAGAGGAAGAGGAUGACGAAGGGGAAGAAGAUGAGGAAGAUGAAGAGCAUGAUGAUGAUGAUGAGGAGGAAGAGGGUGAGUGUGAGGAAAGAGAGAACAAUCACGAGGAUGAUGAAGAAGAGUUAGAAACUGAGGAAAAUCGAAAUCCUAGGGCUGAACAUGAAGGCAGGGAAGAAAUUCAAGAAAUGCAAGAAAUACAAGAGCCAGAGGAAGAGGAGGAAGAAGACGAGGAGGAAGGCGAAGAAGAGGAUGGUGAAAGUCAGGCUGAUGGAGAUGGGGAAGGCGAAAGUGAGGUCGAUGGAGAUGGGGAAGGAGACGCGAAUGGAGAUAUGGGCGGAGAUGGGGAUGAAGAUGGGGAUGAAGAUGGGGAUGGAGAUGGGGAUGGAGAUGGGGAUGGAGAUGGGGAUGGAGAUGGGGAUGGAGAUGGGGAUGGGGAUGGAGAUGGAAAUGGAGAUGGAGAGGAGGAUGGAGAUGAAGAUGGAGAUGGAGAAGGGAAUGCAGACGCAGAUGGGGACGGAGAUGUAGAUGAGGAUGCUGAUGGAGAAGCAGAGGAAGAUGAGGAGGAAAGAGGCGAGGUAGAUGAGGAGGAUGAGGAGGAUGAGGAUGGAGAUGAUGAGGAUGACGAAGAUGAUGACGAAGAAGAAGAUAUCGGAGAUGGGGAGGAUAAUGCAAUGCAAAUUAUGAUUAGGGACCAAGGUUCACAAGUUAGGGGGCUUUAUGCACAAGAAGAUCAAAUGAAGCGGGCUCGGAUGAGUUCUGGGCUCAACACCAAUCAGGAUGGGACUCGAUUAGGAUUGAAUUUUAAAGCAGGAAUUUACAAUAUGACUGAGUUUCUACCCGGAUGCAAUGCUGGGCAAGAAGUAGCGGCAUUGGAUGAGCCUUUGUCGCACCUCAUGGACCCGACUGCUUAUCACUCCAAAGGGAGCUUGGUUAUUCGCAUUAAAAUGGAGCAUUCGAGCUUGUAA
Molecule: messenger RNA, 1473 nt
Organism: Protopolystoma xenopodis
Lineage: Eukaryota; Metazoa; Platyhelminthes; Monogenea; Polystomatidea; Polystomatidae
Source: the annotation of a GenBank genome assembly